Messenger RNA from Ramularia collo-cygni, 303 nucleotides. RefSeq lists its product as uncharacterized. NCBI's taxonomy places the organism in Eukaryota, Fungi, Ascomycota, Dothideomycetes, Mycosphaerellales, Mycosphaerellaceae. The record is from RefSeq and is a predicted model, not a curated record. The transcript is spliced from 4 exons. The coding region runs from base 1 to 303 and encodes 100 amino acids.
AUGACAGUCUAUCACAUUGUCCUCUUCAAGCUCAAGCCCGGCACGCCCGCAGAGAAGGUGGAAGAAAUCAAAGCGGCAGGAUACGCAAUGGUCGGACAAGUACCGGGUCUAUCACGGAUCGACUUUGCUCCACCGCUCGAAUCCACUGCACAUCGCUCAAAGGGCUACGAUCUGGGUCUUGUCGCCAUCCUGGAGAAGCCUGAGGAUGUUGCUGUCUAUGCUGCUCAUCCUGCACACGUGAAAGUCAAUGGCUUGCGAGAGGCAAUCACCGAAGACGCCCUGGCUUAUGACUUGGUAUUUUGA